Lolium rigidum is the source of this 1539-nucleotide messenger RNA. RefSeq names its product purine permease 3-like. Gene Ontology annotation, cellular component: membrane. Bases 102 to 1217 code for a protein of 371 amino acids. Gene Ontology annotation, molecular function: purine nucleoside transmembrane transporter activity. The record is from RefSeq and is a predicted model, not a curated record. The transcript has 2 exons. NCBI's taxonomy places the organism in Eukaryota, Viridiplantae, Streptophyta, Magnoliopsida, Poales, Poaceae.
UCUGUCACAUACUCACAUCGACGCGCCGAAAUCGUCUGGCCAUUUUCUCCCAACACCUCCAUCAAGAGCACUCGAGGUUACUCGCCCGACCACCUGAUCUCAUGGAGGUAGAAACCCCAGCUCAGACACAGCGCCGCGAGCAGCAGCAACUCACUAGCGGCGACGGCGCCGCUGUCGCCGCUAAACCACUCCACCGCAACCCCCGCCUGGUCGUCAGCUUCGUCCUCAUGGUCGUCGGCUCUGCGUCCAGUCCGCUCCUUCUGCGGGCCUACUUCCUCCACGGAGGCAACCGCAAGUGGUUCUCCAGCUUGCUCCAGACCGCCGGGUGUCCACUGCUGCUCGCUCCGCUCUGCGCCUCCUUUAUCUCCCGCCGACGGCGCUCUGCCAACACGCCGGUUUUCCUCAUGUCGCCUCGACUCCUGGCCGCGAGCGUCGGUGUUGGCCUCAUGACCGGCCUGAUCGGGCUUCUCUACGCCUAUGGCACGGCUUACCUCCCGGUGUCCACCUCCUCCAUCCUCAGCUCCACGCAGCUUGCCUUCACGGCCGUCUUCGCGCUGCUGCUAGUGCGCCAGCGGUUCACGCCCUUCUCCGUCAACGCCGUGGUGCUGCUCAGCGUCGGCGCCGUCAUGCUGGGGAUGAAUGCCGGUGGGGACCGCCCCGCCGGGGUGUCCCUGGCGCAGUACUCCGCGGGGUUCGCCAUGAUGCUCGGCGCCGCGGCGCUGUACGGGCUCAUGAUGCCAGUCAUUGAGCUCAGCCAGGGGCAGCACGCGGCUCGCACCGGCAGCGCAGUCACGUACACGCUGGUCAUGGAGAUGCAGGUCGUCAUCGGGUUCAUAGCCACGGCCUUCAGCACGGUCGGCAUGCUCGUCAACAACGAUUUCCAUGCAAUCCCAGGCGAAGCCCAGGAGUUCGGGCUCGGCAAGGCUGGCUAUUACUUGCUGUUGGCAGGCACCGCUGUCAUGUACCAGUUGUUCUUACUUGGUACGAUAGGCACAGUGUUCUACGGCUCGGCGCUGCUCGCCGGCGUCAUCCUGACCGUUCUCAUCCCGAUCACCGGGGUGCUCGCCGUUCUCUUCUUCCACGAGUCGUUCAAUGGCACCAAAGGUGUCUCCCUAGCCCUCGCGGUCUGGGGAUUCGUCUCCUACUUCUAUGGAGAGAUCCAUAGCCAUGCGCAACAGUCCAACAGACCUCCACAUAUAGGGCAGUUGGAUCUUUAAAUAUUCAUCUAUAUUCAUUGUGGUUUUCGUCCUCUAGUUGUUGGGUAGUCCACUUCAGCAAUGACAAGUUUGCUGUGUUGCUGGGUGAAAAUGAAUAAUCGAAAGAGCAAGGUGUGCGUAUGUGUUUGGCAGUUUGGGGUGAGGAUGGAAAGAUUAGAAUGGAAACCUUUUGAACCCUAAAGUUUUGUCUUAUUUCCAACUUAAAUGUUUGGGUGUGCAUGUCCGAAGUAUUUUUGUCUCUGACAUUGAUUUCCUCAACACUAAAGUGAUAAAAGUCUAGCUAGCUGGCAGCAAGUGUCUAUUUGUUGGCUGCCAGUGUUUA